This is a messenger RNA of Plectropomus leopardus (leopard coralgrouper), 1498 nucleotides long. RefSeq names its product cysteine three histidine 1 (gene cth1). The record is from RefSeq and is a predicted model, not a curated record. Gene Ontology annotation, molecular function: metal ion binding; mRNA binding. Lineage: Eukaryota; Metazoa; Chordata; Actinopteri; Perciformes; Serranidae.
GGAGCGCAGUCGCUCUUUGUGUGGGACUCGGUAAAGGGGCAACUGAGUUCGGGUCCGUACCAUCCUGCUAACUGACCGACACACCGGAGCUCUUCACACCGCCUCACAGGCUGUUUUCUACCGCGGUCCAGUUUCCAAAAUCCUCCCGGGCCUGUCAGACUGUGAGCAGCCAUGUUUAAGACCAGCAGUGACGACUUGUUCCUCCCGUCCUACCAAGACGAGGAGCUGGUGGACCAGCUGCUGUCCAGUGAGGAGGCGGAUGGAGACGGAGGAGGAGGAGGAGGAGGAGGUGAGGGGCUCUCCCUGGCUAAAGCCCUGCUCCCCCUGGUGGAGUCCUCCUCCCCUCCCCUCAUCCCCUGGGUCUGCUCCACCCGCUAUAAGACGGAGCUCUGCACCAGCUACUCGGCCACUGGCUUCUGCAACUACGCCGAGCGCUGCCAGUUCGCCCACGGCCUCCACGAGCUCCACGUUCCCUUCCGCCACCCCAAGUACAAGACGGAGCUGUGCCGCAGCUUCCACACCACCGGCUACUGUUACUACGGCAGCCGCUGCCUGUUUGUCCACAACCCCACAGAGCAGCGCCCCGCCCUGCGCCGGCGCAGGAACGUCCCCUGUCGCACCUUCCGCUCCUUUGGCGUUUGUCCCUUUGGCACCCGCUGUAACUUCCUGCACGUGGACGGUGGAGACGUAGGCAGCGGUCCUGAGUCGCCUGAUAUCUGUGAGAAGACGCCACCUGUUCCCAGCCCGCAGCGCCAACCUUCGACCAAGGAGUGGAAGCCACGCGGAGCUCUGUGCCGCACCUUCAGCUCCUUUGGCUUCUGCCUGUACGGAACGCGCUGCCGCUUCCAGCAUGGCCUCCCCAGCAAGGUCAAGACUUCGGAGCAGACCCAGGGCGGGUCCUCCUAUCCUCCGCCAUUCUCUGGCAGCUCAGGUUUACCCUCUCCCACCUCCCCUUUCACCUCCACCUCACCCACCUCCUCAACCUCCUCCUCUCCUCCUUCAGCCUCCCCUCUGGCCACCCCGCCCGCAGAGGCCACAGCCCACAACGCCUUCACGUUCUCCAGCCAGCACCUGAGCGACCUGCUGCUGCCGCUCGCCCUCCACCUGCAGCAGCUGGAGAGCAGCAAGGCGCAGGACAUCUGGGACAACAGGGCGCUCUGAACGCAGCUCCACAUUCAGCACUGAUCACCAAAGCUCAAUAAAUGUUUGGUUUGUUUUAUUUUAACUCUGUCCUCUCCCCGGGGCAUUUAUUAUAUAUUUUUUAAAUUGCUUUAGUUUGACCUGAGAGCCGGUGUGAGCAGGUUGAGCGGCUGCCAGCUGCUCAGCUGCUCAGCUGCAGAGCAGCAGUCUGUUGUAGUUUGAGUUGUGGUCUCUGGAUUCACUACAGGUGGAGCUAUGAGUGUAUUUAACUUUUUAACUAUUGUAAAUACUUUAUUAAUGAACUGAGUAAAUGAAACGUUUGACCUCAGAAUCGUGAAUAAACAAUUUUAAUCUCUAA